AUGGCUGCCGGACUCUCCAGCUUGGGAGACCAGAUAGGGGAAGAACUGUCCUGCAGCAUCUGCCUGGAGCUGUUCACCAGGCCCAAGGUGCUGCCCUGUCAGCACACCUUCUGUCAGGACUGUCUACAGCACCACCAGGGGGGUGGGGAAGGCUUCCCCUGCCCCAGAUGUCACUGCGAGGUGAAGACACCACCCCAGGGGCUUGCCGGCUUGCCAGACAACACGCUAGUUGCGAGUCUUUGCGAGCGUGUAAAAAAUCAGCAGCAACUGCCUAAGAUUCAGGAGGAAUCGAGCGAUAAACCGGCUGGCAUCAACUGUAGCUUCCACUCUUCAGAGCACCUCAGGCUAUUCUGCAAGCCAUGCAAGUGUCUGGAAGACGCUCACGACGGCCACGUCACCACCACGCUGAAAAAAGCAGCGCAGGAGCGCUCGGCUGUUGUCCAGGCCGUCGUCAUGACAACCCGCGACCUUCUCGACGCUCGCUUCACGCUCCUGCGAUCGCUGCGCCAUGCGGAGAAAACCCUGCACGAGCAACGGGAGCAGGCGAACGCCAGCAUCACCGACGCUUAUAACAAGGUGCUCCAGACGAUCACUGAAUCAAGAGAACAGCUGAGGUCGGAGGUCAAACAGAACCAUCUACAGAACAUGGCGGCUGUCGGAGCCCAGCGGGAGGGCAUCCUGGCGGAGGUCAGCGAGCUGCUAGCGGCGUGCGACCGCGCCGAGCGGGAGACGGCGGGCGGAGGCGUGGCGUUCCUCGGGCAGGACACGGGCUGGACGCUCGCCGUGGGCACGUACAGCGGCACGGGCGCGCUCAGCCCGCGGCAGAUGCAGGUCGCCACGUUCCGCCCGGCCGACAACGCCGGACUGAGCCUCGGCAGCGUCUCUGUCCCGGCUUUAACGACCGCGUCAAACUCAGCGACAUCUGCAGCAGCUUCCAGCACCUCUUCUCAUCCUGCAGGUCAUCUGCAAGGUCAUACUCAAGGUCAAGCACAGCUCCAAGGUCAAGUGAUGCAAGGUCAAGUGAUGCAUCAAAUCCAAGUCCAUGGCCAGGAGCAGGGUCAAGCAAAUGUUCAGGCACAUGCUCAAGGUCAAACGUAUUUUCAAGGUCAAAUGUCUGUUCAAGGUCAAACAUAUGUGCAAGGUCAAAUGAAUGGCAAUGGUCAACCACCUGCACAAGGUCAACUACAUGCUCAAGGUCAAAUACAGAGCCAAAGUCAAAUACGUGCUCAAGGUCAAGCAGAUGCCCAAGGUCAACCACAGACCCCAGUUCCCGUGGUGGGCACGUUCCAGGUGGACGGGCAGUACCGCGCACAGCGUGUGGCGUUCGGCUGGGAGGGUUCGGGUCAGGAGAAGUUCAAGACGGGACCGUUCGGGCUGGCUGUGUGGGGAGGGGAGUUGGUGGUGGAGGACCUGUGGAACAAGCGUGUACUGGUCUUCAGUCUGCAGGGCGGCUUCGUCUGCGGGUUUCACACUAUACUACAGGACCAGCAGGGCUUGAAGAUGGAGCCGGAGAAUGUAGCAGUGGAUCGGGAGGGGAACCUGUGGGUGGCCGGCGGAACUGCUUCUGUGUCGUCCUCCCUUGUGCAGUACAACAAACAGGGCAGGGUGUUGAGUACUAUCGAUCUCUCGUUCACCCGGAGGAAGCGAGGUCUGGCCGUGGACACCAGGAGGAACCACAUCCUCGUCACACACUGUACCGAGGGCUCAGCACUUCAGCAAGAUGCACGGGCGGUCCCUCAAGAUGUCAGAGCUGAAGUUCAGGUGUACACGCUAGAUGGGACACUGGUGAACACAGUCGGGGCUGAGCAGGGCAUGAUGAGUCCGUGGUACGUCACAGUGGACCACAACGAUGGGAACAUCCUCGUGUCCGACUUCCACAACCACUGUGUCUACGUGUACGCCGAGGACGGCAGGUUUUUGUUCAAGUUUGGAGGGGAAGGAGACAUCGAAGGUCAGCUAAAGCAGCCACGAGGGAUCUGCACCGAUGGAGCGGGGAACAUCAUCGUGGCUGACAGCUGGAACCACCGAGUGGAGCUGUUCGACAAGACGGGAGCGUUCCUCCGACACGUCACCACGGAGAUCAGGAACCCGCAUGCCGUUGCCAUGACAACCCUGGGGUGGCUGGUGGUGACCGGCAGUGAGAACGACACCUUCACUGUGUUCAAACCUGAUUCUUGA
Branchiostoma belcheri (Belcher's lancelet) is the source of this 2178-nucleotide messenger RNA. RefSeq names its product tripartite motif-containing protein 3-like. The transcript is spliced from 8 exons. Gene Ontology annotation, molecular function: ubiquitin protein ligase activity; protein binding; translation repressor activity. The record is from RefSeq and is a predicted model, not a curated record. Lineage: Eukaryota; Metazoa; Chordata; Leptocardii; Amphioxiformes; Branchiostomatidae. Gene Ontology annotation, biological process: protein polyubiquitination; proteasome-mediated ubiquitin-dependent protein catabolic process; negative regulation of translation. Bases 1 to 2178 code for a protein of 725 amino acids.